Messenger RNA from Ciona intestinalis (vase tunicate), 2447 nucleotides. The record is from RefSeq and is a predicted model, not a curated record. NCBI's taxonomy places the organism in Eukaryota, Metazoa, Chordata, Ascidiacea, Phlebobranchia, Cionidae.
UGUGAUUUUUUGUUAUAAAUGAAGUGAAAUUAUAGGAAGUGUCUUUUGCUCUGAAAUGUAAAGUGUUUUCAAUUUAGUUAAAAUACUCGCUUCAUUAAUUAAUUGGAUCAAAAGAAACAACUCAAAAUAAAUGGAGGCAGCAGCAGCAAGACGGGAGCAAGAACCGCGGCCUCUGACCAGCAAACUGCAUAUAGUAUGCACUACAAUGCUUAUAAUGGCCGGUAUGGGCUUGUUGGACGGCUACUUGGUCGACCAAAACUUGGGCAGUAGACGAACUGGUGUUUUCGUAAUGUUGCUUAUAGGAGACGUGUGCCUUCUUUUGGUGUUACGCUAUGUAGCUCUCUGGGUCGGAAGCGAAGUCCGCACUUCCAAACGAGGCUCUUCAAUGAUCGAAUGGUUCCUCUUCGUCUUCGUCCUUGACAUCAAGAUGUAUUUCAUCUUAGAGAGCGUCCGGAAGAAAUGCUCCGCUGUAGGAAUGGUUGCAAGCUCCGCCCCUCUAAAAUCAGCCUCCGCGAACGCUCCUCCGGGAAAGAUGAUGACUAGAGAUGUAAAUGAUGAUGACUUACUUCUAGACCCGAUGACGGUAUAUGACAACGAUCCGAUAAUGGGAAGUCUAUCUUCCCCGUUCGUCGGAUGCGAGUACAGUCUCAUUGCGAAGAAAUCCCUCACUUUAUUUCAAGCGAUAGUAAUCGGCGGACUGUAUCUCCUCCUAGUCGGAGCAGAUCACCUAAAACAUCUUCCAGACCUUAGAUCCCUUGAGGAAGUGAAGAUGAGAGCAUUCUGGGUGGUCAUAGAUCUCUUGGAUAUCCUAGAACUACAAUCAACUAUGUGGGAGACGACGCAAGGCGAGCUUCCAUAUUUAGUCGUGGGCUUCGUGUACUUCUACUGCUACAUAGUACUUAUAAUACUUCCUCCUCUUGCAUUGGCUGAAAUGAACAAAGGUGAAGGCGAAACUCGUCCGCAUGAAAUGCUUAUUUACCUGGUAGCAAGUCUAUGCGUUGUAAACGUAGGUUCGACUGCCAUAAGAUGCGUUCUGCUGUUCCGACACAAAUUUGCCAACACUUCGACCAUAUUUAUUGGCAAGAAUAUUAUCUGUCUUGGAAUGAAGAUCACCAGAUUAAUUCAAAUCCGUUUAAUUGAGAGUGGACGCCUGCAUUUUACACCAUCGUUAGAAAUGACAGAAACAGACAACCAUAAUCGGCCGCCCAAUAUGUUGCCUAACGGUAACCUAAUCUGCUCUGACGGUAUGAACCAUAAAUGCGAGUCAGAGGACGGCGAAGACGAGAAGAGUCUUUGUCCACAACAUGGAUAUAAAAAUAAUUUCAGUCCACGAGACCAUUGGAAAGACGCAGGGGAACACUGUACAGAAGGUAGCGAAGAGUUCCUCAACCACUGUGAAGAUAAGAGCCGGAGUGCUGUCAGCGACUACUCAACAUUCGCGCAGACCUCAUGCUCGGUGGCGGACGGCGUCCCUACUUCGCAGUCCAACUACGGUGAUGAAAAAAUCACCAUGACGUACAAGAACGGACCUUUUUCGAAGCAAGUUAAGUUCUACGGAAAAAACGAAGCGAAAACGUCGGCUGAUGAAGCCAACUGUCGAAUAUGCUCCGCAACGUCAUGCUCUGACGUCAGCUCGUUGUUAAACAGGAAGACCAAUGCUACAAACGAAAGCGCAUCGAAUACUCCGGCAUCUGCAAUGCAAAUGAAAGCAGGCGACGACCAUACUUCAUUAUCCUACCAUAGGCUGGACUUUGCUGGGGGAGUUCAGUGCAGAAAUGCGGGAGACCUUCAGAUACCGCUUGUACCAGGAAGCAUUCCAGAAAACCGACGCUCGUGCAUCGUUUCUUCGUUUGAACCACCGAGCACUUCGGCAGCGCCAGUGGCUUGGCACUCAUCCAAUGACGUCACUCGUCCUAUGACGUUGUCCAAUUUGCCGUCAGAACUAGAUGUACAUCACUGGAGAGCGGGAGACGGCUUGUAUCCUGCUACAAGCAGCGAGUGUGCGGCCAACCGCUUCGAUCGUGGUUACUUAAGUGACAGCGAAGUCUCAGACUACGCCCCACAGCCGCCGUCAAUGACGCUCAUGGAUACGAAAACGAGUCUCAAGGCGGAGACGCACGCAAACUCGAGAAGUUGUUCAGCCCACAGCGCUAUGGAGAGCGACGCGGAAAGCACUUCCGUGUAACGGACCGCAGAUGCUUCGAUUUUAAUUGACACGCACACCGCGAAAGAGCUUCGGGCGGAUUGCCGAACAUUAGCGGGGCUUCUUGACUGUCGCGCCCGCGGAAACACGCAGCGUGACACGGCCGCUACACUUGCCUCUGUAAUUGUUAUUUAACGCGUUCGAUCAAUGCAAUGAGAUUCAUGGACGCGGCAAAAAAGUCAAUCAUCUCACGUUCCUCGUGGAAUAGAUGCGCAGGAUUUAAUUAAAGAAAACACGCCAGGUA